GCCAGAGUGUGCACCAAGUGAAGUGGAAGUGGGGACACACCCUCCUGUCACCGCCCCAGUUGGCGGGGCGGGCUGAGCCCACAGCGGGCUGGGCUCUAGCGGCAGGAGGAUGCGUGGCUGUGGGAAGGAGCUCGGGCCGGGCAGAAGGAUGCUCCCGAGCGGGCUCUAUCUGGGACGGUCGCUGCUGCUGCCGACGAUCCGAGCCCGUGACCGUGCGUGUCUGAGGCUACGGCCACCCACACCCCAGGUUUUAUAUAUGAAACUGUGUGGAAAUUCAAAAUACUACCAAGCCCUCCACUAUGGAACAGUGAUGCCACCUGAUGAAAUAACAGUUAAUUAUAGACAUGGUCUUCCCUUGGUAACACUCACUCUGCCAUCCAGAAAGGAGCGCUGUCAGUUUGUAGUCAAGCCAAUGUUGUCAACAGUAGGCUCGUUCCUUCAGGACUUACAAAAUGAAGAUAAAGGCAUCAAAACUGCGGCCAUCAUCACAGCAGAUGGCAGUGAGAUUCCAGCUUCAACGCUGAUGGACACUUUGCUAAUGAAAGGUUUUAAACUGGUCAUUAACAAACUAGCCUAUGAUGUUCAGUGUCACAAGAAAGAGAAGCCAACUGAAGAGCACAUGAUUGAGCUAGAGAACCUGAAAUCCUUGGUUCACAGACUAUUUACAAUCUUGCAUUUAGAGGAAUUUCAGAAGAAAAGGGAGCGCCAUCUGAUGGCAAAGAUUGACCACCUGAAGGAACAGCUGCAGCCCCUGGAGCAGGUCAAAGCUAGAAUAGAAGCUCGGUCAGAAGCCAAAACCAGCGGACUCCUAUGGGCUGGCUUAGCUCUGCUCUCUGUUCAGGGAGGGGCACUGGCCUGGCUUACUUGGUGGGUGUACUCCUGGGAUAUCAUGGAACCAAUCACAUUCUUCCUUACGUUUGCAAAUUCCAUGGUCUUUUUUGCAUACUUCAUCAUAACUCGACAGAACUACACUUACUCGUCGGUUCGGAGCAGGCAGUUUCUGCAGUUCUUCCACAAGAAAUCAAAGCAACAGUGUUUUGAUGUGGAACAAUACAACAAGUUAAAGGAGGACCUCACCAAGGCUACAGAAUCCCUGGAGAACGUGCGCCACUCCCUCCAUUUUCGAAUGCCAGGAGAACUCAACAAGAAGAAUUAGUCUUAAGUUUUUAAACAUUAUGGGGCUAUGGGCCAAUUCUGUGACUUACCAACCGAACAUUUUUAAGGUCAUGUUCAUUUCCAUUUGAUGGUUUCAGACAUUGUUUGAUUAAUAAAUAUGUGUGGAACUCGA
Cricetulus griseus (Chinese hamster) is the source of this 1288-nucleotide messenger RNA. The record is from RefSeq and is a predicted model, not a curated record. NCBI's taxonomy places the organism in Eukaryota, Metazoa, Chordata, Mammalia, Rodentia, Cricetidae.